AUGACAUCAAACAAACCAGUCGCUCUCGUCGUGGGGGCUUCCCGCGGUAUCGGCAGGCAGAUUGCCAUAGACCUGGCCAAGAAUGGCUACAAAGUCGUCGUGGCGGCAAAGACCACCUCCAACGCCUAUGCUACUGUUCCCUUCCCACCAGAUCCGAACUCCUCGCAAUCGACCAUCAACACCGUUGAGCGAGAGAUCAAAGAAUCCGGUGGCGAAGCGUUCGCUCUCCCAGUUGACGUCCGCGACGUGAAGCAGGUCGAGAACCUGGUUCACGAGGCAGUUCGCCUGACAGGCCGUCUCGAUGUCCUGGUCUACAACUCCGGGGCUAUCUGGUGGUCUUCCGUCGCGAAUACGCCCACGAAACGGUUCCAACUCAUGCAGAGAGUGAAUCCAGAGGGUCUGUAUGCGAGCGUGCAGGCAGCAUUGCCAUACUUUGAGAAAAAUGGGUGGAAGGGACGGAUUAUUGUUGUCUCGCCGCCAAUCUACUCGCGGUUCUUUCGGGGGAAGACCGCUUAUGCGAUGGGCAAGGUGGGGAUGAGCGUCCUGACCAAGGGUCUUGCUAUGGACUUUGUUAGACAGGGAACAAAGGAUAUGGCCAUUACCAGUAUCUGGCCUGCAGUGGUACGUUUCUCCGCCAUUUCUGCUAUUCGAGGUGCUCACUCUCCGUUCAAGUCCAUUGAAUCAGCUGCCACAGAGGCGACCACGAAUGAAGAUCCUAACCGGAAAGCCGAUCUCAGGAAACCUACGAUCUUCUCCGACGCUAUUCUGGGUAUUUUGAACAGCCCCACCGACGUUGUGAACGGCCAAUUGCUCCUCGAUGAGGACUUUUUGCGCGACCAUUGCGGUGUUUCGGAUUUCUCCAAGUACGCUGUUAUCCCUGGGUCUCAGCCACGGCGAAUCAUGCCUAAGGAGUUGCCUGUCCUUGAGGUGGCGGAGCAGGAUGAUGAAGGUAUGCGGGUGGAUAGUACGAUGUUGAGAAAGGCCAAGCUGUGA
Aspergillus fumigatus Af293 is the source of this 993-nucleotide messenger RNA. The record is from RefSeq and is a predicted model, not a curated record. Lineage: Eukaryota; Fungi; Ascomycota; Eurotiomycetes; Eurotiales; Aspergillaceae.